AUGGCUUCUCAAUAUCCAGUGCCGAACACUCCUCGCGUAAUCUCUCCUUCGCCCACGCCGUCCGAGACCAGCGGCAAGGAGGGCUACUUUCCACCCACAACGCGAGCGAAGAGCCAGCGCAUGAGUUCUGUGGAACCUAUUCAAGAGCAAGCAAAUCAUAAUGAGCUUGGAGUUCACGAGGAGACAGAUCCAGAUCUUAUGCGAGCGCGUAGUAGGAGUAGGAGCCCACAGAUCGACCGAAGAGCGACGCCUAUCAUGACGGCCAAUGGAGGAAUCACGACCAGCGCAAAGAUUGGAAUGCCCUCGGCGGCAGCUGGUGGGAGAAUACGAAAGAAGCCGGACGAGAAAAUCGUGCCGAAUGGAGCUCCCAAGCAGAUGGGCUUCCUUUCACCAACGAGCGCGUAUCCUUCGGGAUUUGGAUCAGCAUAUUGGAGGAAUCUGAGCAGAAGUCCUAGUCCGCUUGGCCUGAUCCCUAUACAUCGAGAAUGGAGAGACUUUAUACACAAGCAUGAAGUGCCGAGGAAGGUUCUGCAUGUCAGCAUUGGAUUUGUUACACUUUGGCUAUACUAUGAAGGAGCGCAAACAAGUCAAAUACACCCGGUCUUGCUUGGACUUCUUGUGCCAAUCUUCAGCGUGGAUCUGAUCCGAUUUAAGUGGCCUGCGUUCAACAGACUCUACAUUCGAUGUCUCGGAGCUUUCAUGCGAGAGAGUGAAGCACACGACCGAUUUAAUGGUGUGAUCAGCUAUCUGGCCGGACUUUGGGCGGCGAUGUACUUUUGCAGGAAAGAUGUGGCAGUAAUGAGUGUGCUGCUGCUAUCAUGGUGUGAUACUGCAGCGAGCACUUUUGGCAGGGCAUUCGGAAAGUAUACGCCUCGAAUUCGGAAGGGAAAGAGCUUGGCAGGCUCGAUUGCGGCUUUCACAUUCGGUGUUGGAGCGGCGGUGCUCUUCUGGGGCUUGAUCGAGCCAAGAACUCCUGACGAGUAUAACGUGGGAGUCAACAGCUUCGCAUACCAGGGCACAUUGACUUUGCCGUUGGAGGCCAGAAAAUACCUAGGAUGGACCAAGUCACAGGCGACGAUAGGAGGAACGACAGCAUUAGGAGUGCUCAGUGUUGUCUCGGGCUUGGUAGCUAGCGUCAGCGAGGCGAUUGACCUGUGGAAUCUUGACGACAACCUAACGAUACCCAUACUGUGCGGCGCGGGCUUGGGAGCAUUCCUGUGGGCAUUUGGUGGAAGCGCAUGACAGAUAGCGAUGCCUUGCAAUUCAAACAAUCACGACUCCUUG
Pseudocercospora fijiensis CIRAD86 is the source of this 1284-nucleotide messenger RNA. RefSeq lists its product as uncharacterized. Bases 1 to 1242 code for a protein of 413 amino acids. The record is from RefSeq and is a predicted model, not a curated record. The transcript has a single exon. Gene Ontology annotation, biological process: phosphatidic acid biosynthetic process. Lineage: Eukaryota; Fungi; Ascomycota; Dothideomycetes; Mycosphaerellales; Mycosphaerellaceae. Gene Ontology annotation, cellular component: endoplasmic reticulum membrane. Gene Ontology annotation, molecular function: ATP-dependent diacylglycerol kinase activity.